Cheilinus undulatus (humphead wrasse) is the source of this 3444-nucleotide messenger RNA. Its product is annotated as C-type lectin domain family 4 member F-like. Bases 63 to 2090 code for a protein of 675 amino acids. The record is from RefSeq and is a predicted model, not a curated record. NCBI's taxonomy places the organism in Eukaryota, Metazoa, Chordata, Actinopteri, Labriformes, Labridae. The transcript has 7 exons.
CUUUAUAUAAACACAGUCUAAGUGAUACUCUUUUCUUCUCGACUCCGAGGACCAUUACCAGAAUGGAUCUGAUGGAGAUUGAUGACAGCGUACAUAUGAGGAAGAACCUCACCAUGGGUGGCCUUGUCACAAAAGUUGAUGUUCAAGGAAGAAAGCCCCCCUCCAGAUGUGCCUCUGUGUGUCUUGGAUUAAUGUGCAUUCUCCUUUUUGCUGCAAACAUAGGACAGUUUCUCUACUAUUACAUGUUCAUCAAUCCGAUGUCAGAAGACCUGAUUCAGACUGCUCACAGCUCUGGAGAACAGUUAGAGGCCACAUUGAGUGACAUGACAAAAGACAAAGAGCAGCUGCAGAAAAGCUACAACACCUUAAAACAAGAGAAAGAUCAGCUACAGACAAACUACAAUGACCUGCAGAAAGAAAAGGAUGAGAUACAGAGGAAUUAUUCCUCAGUGCAGAGUGACCAGGACCAGUUGCAACAAAGCCACAAAAAUCUGACUCAAAGUAAAAAUUCACUUCAGGACAGAUAUCAUUCACUGUGGACAGACAAAGAGGCGUUACAGGACACAAAAGAGCAGCUACAGACAAACUACAGUCGUUUGGAAACAGUGAAAGGUGACCUGACUAAAGAGAGAGACCAACUACAGCAAAGUUACAACACCAUAAAACAAGAGAAAGAUCAGCUUCAAACAAACUGUAACAGUGUUCAGAGAGAAAAGAAUGACUUACAGACUCAGUUUAACACCAUGAGAAAAAACAGGGAUGAGUUACAGAGGAGUAAUGCUGCACUGAAGAGUGAAAAGGACGAGUUGCAAAGAAGCAAAAACAGCUUGCAAAGCCAGUUAGAUACUCUACAGAGGGAGAAAGAUCAGCUCAGGAGUGAUUACACUAGUUUAGAAACAGUUAAAGAUCAGCUAGAGAAGAAGGUUGACAAAGUAAGAGGUGACUUGACUAGAGAGAAAGACCAACUGCAGCAAAGCUACAACACCCUAAAACAAGAGAAAGACCAGCUACAGAUAAACUGUAACAGUGCUCAGAGAAAUCUCAACAACCUGCAGAGAGAAAAGAAUGACUUACAGACUCAGUUUAACACCAUGAGAACAAACAGAGAUCAGUUACAGAGGAGUAAUGCUGCACUGAAGAGUGAAAAGGACCAGUUACAAAGAAGCUACACAAAUCUGAAUCAGAGUAAAAAUCAACUUGAGAACAGAUACCAAUCACUGUCCAAAGACAAAGACGCUUUGCAACUCCGUUAUAACAAUCUGCAGAGGGAGAAAGAUCAGCUACAGUCUAAUUACAGGAGUGUAAUGACAGUGAAAGACCAGCUAGAGAAGAAGGUUGAAAAAGUAAGAGGUGACCUGACUAGAGAGAAAGACCAACUGCAGCAAAGCUACAACACCUUAAAACAAGAGAAAGAUCAGCUACAAACAAACUAUAACAGUGUUCAGAGGAAUCUCAACAACCUGCAGAGAGAAAAGAAUGACUUACAGACUCAGUUUAACACCAUGAGAACAAACAGAGAUGAGUUACAGAGGAGUAAUGCUGCACUGAAGGGUGAAAAGGACCAGUUGCAAAGAAGCAAAGUCAGCUUGCAAAGCCAAUUUAAUUCUCUGCAGAGGGAGAAAGAUCAGCUGAGGACCAACUACAACAAUUUGACUCAAGUUAGAGAUCAGUUACAGCAGAAGGUCAAUGCACUAGACAAGCAAUGUCCACGAGGCUGGAAAAAGUUUGGUGCCUGCACCUGUUUCUAUGUUUCAUCUCUGACAUUUAGCUGGCAUUCCAGCAUAAACUUGUGCAUCAAUUUAGGAGGUCAUCUGGCAAUCUUAAACAGCAAUGACAAGAUGAAUUUUGUCAACGGGCUGCUGAAACCAGGUGUAGUAGCCUGGAUUGGUCUAACUGACAGUGUUACAGAGGGGACCUGGAAGUGGGUGGAUGGAUCCACCGCCAAAACUACAUUCUGGGGGUCCGGACAGCCAAACAGCUAUGGAGGAGACCAGGACUGUGUAGAAUUUACACAGCAUUUAAGUGGUGGGCAUUGGAAUGAUGAAAAUUGUUCUAAUAAGCAAAAAUGCAUCUGUGAAAAAUCCCUGUAAUAUACAUUUAAAGGGACAUUUCAGUGUUUUGAGGUCAGGUUGUAUGAUGUACUUGGCGAUAGAAGUGCCAUUAGCCUCCAGUAAUUUCAGUGAGCGUUGCCCCUUUAAACAAGACGUGCUUGAUGAAGGUAGAAUAUACAGCACCUCAGAUGGAUAAAGCUACGUAGAAUAAAGAAUAAAGUAGGCUAAAGUUACGUACAACGCUGCUACUCAAAAUGAUUUCUGUACUCACAGUAUGUAAUUUGUAGUGUGUUUUUCAUGAUUUUUAAUAACUGUAACCUCCUUUACAGUUUAAUAUGUGUGUAAACAACUAUCUAAAUCAAAUUGAUCGAGUCCAUUCAUUCGUCUGGCAGCUUACGUCAUGCAUAUCGGACCCUAAACGUAGCUGUCUGUGCUGUUUGGCGGUUAAAAUUACUUCUAAAACUUAUCGAUUACAAAAUAAAAUGUGCAAGAAGUGGAGCUGAAGAACGAACAGUGUUUACUUAAUUUAAUUACUCGAUCCAAGCGUGUCUUCAGUUAGUUUGCGUUGUGGUUGUGAGUGCCGGUUUCAUGGCCGUUGUAUCCAGAGCCUUCAGUGGUUCCCGCUUUGAUGGAAUCGGUCCGUCGCUAAUAACGGCCCCACUUCUGUUGUGACUUUUUAUUUGCAUCUGCUGCGCCAAGUUGCUGUAUUUUUGUGCUGUUGUGGAAUCUGUUUGCCUCCACGCUGUGCCGAGUUUAUGUAUCCAUGCGUGGCGCUGAGUGUUUGUAUUCAUGCACUGCAGCAAGUUUUUGUAUUUGUGUUGUGAACUUUUGUUUUUGUGUUUUUCUGUUGUUGUGUUUUUUCUUUUUGCAAAGCGUUUUGAAUUUGCAUUCGUGUGAGACCUCUCGGCCACCGUACGAUUCACCUAAAACAAUUUCCCCAAGUGCAUUCUGUUUAAAGGGGCCCCGCUUUCUGAAAUCACUGGAGGCUAAUGGGACUGCUAUCACCUUAUACAAGUGCCAACUUCAAAAAUACCAAAAUCUCCCUUUAACCCACUCCAUAUUUACACAUAUCUAUUAAAAUAAUCAAAUUCUAGUUUUUCGACAGAGAAAUUUGCUUUCCUAAUUCAAACAAGUAAACCUUUAUCCAGUGCUGUUGAUAUUGAAUAUUGGUUGGUGUUAGCUCAGAUGAAUGACACAGUAACUUGAUUUUACAGAAUCAGAAUUUACAUUUAAUAACUAAUCCUGAUCCUGAAAUGACCCUCUGUUUGAUAGUUUUGAAGACAUAUGAAUAAAUGAAUAUUUAUGAUUUAUCCUAACAGGGCAUAUGCAUACAUCAUUUGUAUUUGUUUUAUUAAUUUACUGUAAGAAAUGAUGAAUAUUGGUGAUUACAUGA